AUGCCUGAAACAACGCACUCAGCCGUGAACGCAAACAAGCGACCUCAUCCACCCGCGUCAACUAAUUCUCCGCAGCAGCUAAACAAGGCAAGUCAGUCGCCCAAAGUCGCGAAUUCAAUCGCUAGACUACGACAGAGCCCGAGAACAGCGACGCUCUCUGCCAUUGCCAUGCUCCCAGCGUCCUCACGAGGUGCUUCUUCGAAUUCCCCUUCGAUAUCGUCAGGCUUGCAUGCUUCCAUGUCGACCCGAGCCCUUUCCAACACAGGCUCCGAUGCAUCCUCGAGUGGCACUGGCAUUCGACGCAGCCCUUCAUGGAAUGCCAACGCGACAGGUCACCGUGCUCGUGGAUCUCUCGAUCGAGUUGCAAACAUUCCCGAACCGGAAGACGCUGCCCAGCAAGAUGGUGCGUCAGACUCUGAGCCCGACGACGUCGUCAUCCUGAGCGUCCUAAAACGAACCAGAGACCUAUCAAAUGCUGAAGAUCAGUCAACUCCGCAGCAGCCGCAAAAACCAGCAAGCGGCAACGGUAUUGAGCAGUCUCUGGCGCCAACCAGUGGCGUCUCGUCUGGCGAUAUAGCGCAGAGGAAAACAAGCGAUGCUCUCCCGUCAAACAUGUCCAAUGACGACCAGAUCGGAUCAGUCACACCACACAGGACUUCUCUGAACGAUUCUGUGGACCCUCAAAGGCUUCCUAAGCUCCCCGGGAACGACCUGUCUUCCUUGGAAUCAGUCGACUAUGAGCGGCUGGUGGACGGGCAUGCCAAGGUCAUCACAGCUGUAAGCUGUCUCGAAAUCUCCGAGAAAGAACUCGAGGAGCUCAUAAUCGAGCUGGUCGAAAGUUCAGGCGAGCCAUUGGUCAUCUCCGACCUUCACAAGACUGCGUUGUGGUCUUCGGAUCUGUUCAGGCCGCAAAGUCAACAAGAAAUUCUGACUCCCGAGCAAAAUGACAGGCUGCAUGGAGAGCAUUUGUCCCAAUGGUCGCAGUGGCGCGAUAUUCUGAACAAAGUGGUGCAUCCGCGCCUUGCGUUCCAUGGCGCCCACGAUGUGUCGACGUCUCUUCAAUCCCAAGCGCGCCCCGACACCUUGAGGAGAUACUUUGGCCGUGAACGUGCUUGUAUACCUCUGCAGCGUUACAUGUGCUCAAGCCUCGGUCAAAACCUGAUGGUCUGGAGCGACCCAGACGCUUCCGCGGUGUGGAUGGUUACUCAGUCUGACGACGCAGAUGCCUUGGACCGGUAUAUUGCCUCCAAAGGCGGCGAUCCUCACUCAAAGAGGUUUGUACCGCACCUCACUGAGCUUGCCGAUGCAGGCUUCCCCAUCUUUUGCUGGAAGCAACGCGUCGGCGACCUAGUGCUCAUUCCACCGCGCGCAUCACACCUGGUCGUCAACAUUGGUGGCCGCACCAUGCAGGCAGCCUGGUCGCGCAUGACCGUCGACACGCUGACAAGUGCGUUGUUCAACGACCUUCCCCUGUACCAGCGCAUCUGCCAAGUGGAAGGCUACCACAUCAAGUCGAUCAUUGAAUACACGCUUAGCUCAGUUACCAAGCAAGUCGAGACUCAUCUCGCAAAUAAGCGCGACACACCGCUGACGCAAGUUCGCGAACUCCGUAGUCUGCUGCUGCUGUAUGAUGCUAUUCUCUCCGCCGAGUAUGUCCCCGAAUGGCGCGACAUUGCCGUGGAAGGAGGCGAGGACAGCUAUGUCGAGUGCGACUUCUGCGGCGCAGAUGUCUUGCACGGCUAUUUUGAAUGCCCAGUCGGCGAGACUUUGUGCGCUUUGUGCUACUGUCAGGGACGACUCUGCAAAUGUGGUAACGCCGUUGAAGCGUUGCAGCCGCGCCAACAUUGGCGCCGCUUCGGCGAACGCUUACAGAUUCGCAACCUGGCCGCAAAGGCUCUCUUGACCGUGGAACCAGAGCUAGCGUUAGCAAUCCAGGAUAGGAGCGACGCUGCUAAUGAUGAUGCGGAGCAGGAUUCACCUUUGCUACCCGUGGAGAUGCUAGAGGAGGACGAAGUGGGCAAAAGAAGCUGGCCACUCAGCUUUCUGGCCGCGAUGAAGCUGUACAAGCGUCGUCAGACCGCGGACUGGCAGACCAGCAGGGAGCCCUGCAAGAUCUGCAAAGCAUCCCUGGAUCUGUCGCAGCGGUACCACUGCAAACCGUGCGGCCACUCGUACUGCUUUGGAUGCCUGUUGCACGAGCUGUACAUCCAUCCGGUGCAUGCUUUGGCUCAGAACGAAGCCAAGCAGUUCCACAACUACCACAAAAAGGCCAGCGCGUUGGAUUACAAGGAGUGGAAGCAAGAUCCACUUGAGUUCCUCGCCGAAGCUCGCGCCCAUUUUGCGCUUAUUGAAUCUGCACGAAUCAAUAUGAAAAGCCGUCCUGUCACCAAUGGCUGUCGUAUCGGCUUUCUCGAUGUCUCUGAUCAGUACCCGCAAGGACUUUCGGGCACUCUCGGUGUGAAGCAGUCCAUCAAGGCACAGGUCGACCAGGUCAAAGCGGUGACAGAUCUGUCGUCUCGCUCGGCCACACCCGUACCGCGCAAGCGUUCGAACGGCUCGGAUGAGCCCACACCAAACGGAUCGCCCAAGUCGCCCUUGAGGAAGAAGGCUAAGUUCAUCCUUAAGCGUACGGGCGAGAAUGGGAUCCCCAUGAUGGAGACGCCACGAGAGCAAAGUAUUUUACGAGACGCCGUGACUUCUCCAGUUGACACGCAGUUGAAGCCAUCUGUUUCGUCGGGAUUCCGCAAAAGUGACCAAGUUACUCAAAUGACAGCCGAUCAGCUCGUCACUCCGGUACCCACAGUCGCCAAUGGCAUCCGAAAUUUUGUGCUCGGCUUGAACAGCACAGGACAAUCAGUUCCCUCACUAAGCGCCGCCGAUCAGGCAAGUACACCUGUUUCAUCGCUCGAUUCGUCUUCGGUCCCAUCCGGCUCUCUCGACAUGGCACUCAGCAAGCCCACUGUGUUCGAAACGUCGGUGAGCAAGCGCGCUAGCACAGCCGCAGCUAAAAAUGUGCCAAAUGUAAUGCCAGUGGUUCCCAGCUCGACGAGCACGGCAACUAUCUCCAGUCUCGCCGCCAGGGCCAAGCUCGCAGCACCGAGCAAGUUCACUCCUUCCGCCAACAUUCAAGACGGAACGGGUGUCUCUCCGUUCCAACGAUCGUCGGUACCAGUUCCGAGUCCAGCCCCUACUGUGGCUCCGACAGCAACGCUCAGCCCUUCGUCGCCUCCUAAUCAAAGUCUGACUCCGGCUUUGGCGGACGAGACAAGCGACCAAGGGACCUUGGCAUUGGCGACAAGCGCGGUAGCCGCUGGAAUCUCUUCGAGCCCUAGAGAAAGUGCAGCAGCAUCGCCAGGAUCCGCUGCGGCUGGCCUUGGCUCGCUAAGUAACAUCAAUUUGCGGGUGGUGACUGAGAUCCUGCGCAUCUUCAGCCAGUCGAAUCAGAAGUCGAUUGAAGGUCAAGUGGCAGUGAUUCUUGAGGCGCAGAUGGCCCAAGCGGAAGAGUGCAAACAAGCAGCGGCGAAAGAGGCCGAAGAACAGCGCCAGGCGACGGCAAAGGUGGAAGCGACGCUGUUGCAUAGAAUUGGUCAGCUAAGCCAGGAAGUGAAUAACCUGGCGCAACAACACAAGUUGGAAAUAAGGGAUCUCAAGAGUAGGCACGAAGCGGCCUUGAAGGAACUCAGGCAGAAGCUGCACGAGGUAGCCGGACAGCAGGUGGAUACGGUGCAGCGGGUCAAAAAGUUUGAUGAAAAACUCUCAGGGCUUCUAGACGACAUUGAGCGACAGGCGCAAGCGCAUCUACAGGCAGAGCUUUCAUCCCAAACCUUGCAGCCUUCCGACAUCGGGCAGCCAGUGCCAAGCACCCACUUUGCCCCUACAAGCAAUGUGCGUUAA
Messenger RNA from Mycosarcoma maydis (corn smut), 3894 nucleotides. RefSeq lists its product as uncharacterized. The coding region runs from base 1 to 3894 and encodes 1297 amino acids. The record is from RefSeq and is a predicted model, not a curated record. The transcript is spliced from 2 exons. Lineage: Eukaryota; Fungi; Basidiomycota; Ustilaginomycetes; Ustilaginales.